AUGGAUACCAAGAGUCAAGAGAAUAUUGCAAAUGCGAAAAUGUUGCCAAUUAGACUAAUUACAUUUGUAAUGACUACUUUCAUAACUGAGAGAAGUUUCAGUACACCUGUCUACAAUAUGCAGCCAGCACAAAUCACUGCCAAUAUUGGAACAAUGGGUCGUAAUAUACGACAUUUGCCAUGUGUUUCUUUACGUACAGGUACCCAAGGUACAUGUAUGUUUGCUAUUGAUUGUUUAAAAGCAAAUGGUACACAUUUGGGUACAUGUAUUGAUAGAUUUUACUUUGGUUCAUGUUGCCAUCUACCAGAUACUACCAGUUCACCACCGCCUGUAGAUACAUUAUCUGGUAUUUUAGAUAAUACAAUUGAUGAAAAUGAUACUCUGCCGCCUGUAAAAUCAAAUAAUGAUAAACCAUUUACAUUACCAUUGUUACAACAAUUAACAACAGUUACAAUACAGCCAGAAACAACAACACAGAAAUUUGUAACAAGUCAAUCAGUAGAAACGACGACAUCAAAACUAAAUCGAUUUACGACACCGAUCACAGCGACACGGCGACCUCAAACUACAACAACAAAAUCAACGACGAAAGGUCAAACAAUUAGAACGACCACAAUAAAACCACUCAACAACACAAAAUUUCAACCAGAAAAAAUUAAUUUAAGUUCAAUUGAAAACGAAGUUGUGAAGAAGCCACAAAUAAAUACAACAAAACUUAACGAAAGUACAACCGAAAUUCCAUUUAAAUUAACAACAUUCCAAACAAUUAAUAAUCAAACAACAAAACCGAAACCGAUAAAACAGACAACAAUCCGACCAACAUCAUCAUCGAUUGUCAAUACACCAAAACCAAAACCUAGACCGACAACAACAAGAAAACCGAUUACAAAACCAACAUAUAUUACAAAGCCAACAUAUGUUACAAAACCAACAUAUGUUACAAAACCAACUACAAAACCGAUAAAAAUAACACGCCCUACAACCUCAACAACAGUUCCUAGUAUCAAACGUAACAUCACCACAACGAUUUCUACAACGACAAAAAGGCCAACAAAACCGACAAAAUUUACAACCAAAAUCAAACCUCAAACAACAACGAUUAGAAUACCUACAACGGAAACACCAAUUAAAUUAACAACAGUUUUAUCACCUAUUGUUACAACAAGUACUACGAAAGUAGCAACAAGUACAACAAACAGUGAUAAUUUAACAACAAAAGUGAAUAUUUCGUCGAUAUUAGUGCCAGUGCAAACAAUAAAACCAGAUCAAAAGAUUGAUAAUAAUGUUACUGUGACAACAGAUUAG
Molecule: messenger RNA, 1305 nt
Organism: Chrysoperla carnea
Lineage: Eukaryota; Metazoa; Arthropoda; Insecta; Neuroptera; Chrysopidae
Product: salivary glue protein Sgs-3-like
Exons: 6
Coding region: 1-1305 (434 amino acids)
Source: RefSeq, a predicted model, not a curated record